CUAACCACUGAAGAAUAAGAGCGGGCGGCGCAAUCAUACAAAAAGGGUUCCUAUAUUUCAGCAGCUACACGCCUACAGGGAGAGAGAGAGGAACAACGAGAGCCAUCGCCUCCAGCGUGCUGUAGAUUGAGCGAUUAUUCCGGUUAGGAAAUGGAUCCAGAAAGCGUCGCAAAAGCAUUCGUGGACCAUUACUACUCCACCUUCGAUACCAAUCGGGCUGCGCUUGCUAACCUCUACCAAGAAAGCUCUAUGUUGAGUUUCGAAGGUCAAAAGUAUCAGGGAUCUCAAAACAUCGUUGCCAAGCUCACCAGUCUCCCCUUCCAGCAGUGCAAGCACCAUAUCAGCACCACCGAUUGCCAGCUCUCUGGUUCCAACGGCAUGCUUGUCUUUGUCAGCGGUAAUCUCCAAAUCCCCGGCGAAGAGCACCCCCUCAAGUUCAGUCAGAUGCUUCUGGAUUUGGUAGACGGUUCUUUUGGAUGAUUUGAAGCCGGAUGGACAUUAUGAUGUAGCUGAUGUAUGCUGAAAAUCGUGUGGCAUUGGUCUAUAUGUCCACAUGCUUGUGAGGAUAAAAAGAGGCAAGUAAGGAAUGGUGUAGCGGAACUUCUGAAGACGAGUACAAUGAGCUUCUUUAAUCCCUUAUUUGAAGAGUGCUUUGUUUAUUGGGAUUCUAGAUCUAGUCUAUGAGGGGUGUUUGGAUCUUUACUUUCCCAUGCUCUGUUUUUUUUAAAUUCCUGAACAGGACAAGGGUAUUAUUAAGUUGGUUUUCUUCUGUUAUCUCUAUUUCUGUGAAUAGUUUAACAAAUGAUCAAUAGUAUGUGUUGUAGAAUAUCAUCUUUAUGGUUC
Messenger RNA from Nicotiana tabacum (common tobacco), 843 nucleotides. The record is from RefSeq and is a predicted model, not a curated record. NCBI's taxonomy places the organism in Eukaryota, Viridiplantae, Streptophyta, Magnoliopsida, Solanales, Solanaceae.